Botrytis deweyae is the source of this 1644-nucleotide messenger RNA. RefSeq lists its product as uncharacterized. The transcript is spliced from 2 exons. The record is from RefSeq and is a predicted model, not a curated record. NCBI's taxonomy places the organism in Eukaryota, Fungi, Ascomycota, Leotiomycetes, Helotiales, Sclerotiniaceae. Bases 1 to 1644 code for a protein of 547 amino acids.
AUGCAAAAAUCCGACAGAACCCGGCAUGGUGCAUCCAGCAGCUCCGGUAGUAAACUUCAUACAAAGUUAGAGUCUAUUAAGACUAAAAUUAGUACUCGCUCACACUCUGUAUCCCCUAAAAAUGUUGAAGAUAUUCAACCAUCCAAAACGGGAAAAACAAAGCUUGGAAAAGCUAGCAUAAAUGAUCACAACUCUCAACAUUCCAAUAGCUCAUCGAGUGGUUCCGACGCUGAAUCUUCUAGAGGGAAUCAGCACCUUACUGAAAACGAAAAAAUCUUGAUCAAGAAUCCUUAUCGAGAAAGUUCUAGACCACGACCACUUCACGAUCCAUUGUUUCCAUUUCCAGUUGCAUCUUCAAUAAAUGUUGAAAAGCUUUUGAGCAUCCCUACAAGCGUUUAUGGGAAAAAUGUUGCAAAAUGGGUGAAGAAGCUCUUCAAAUUGAAGAACUCUCCAAAGAUUCUAGAGACACCUAAGUUUACUCCUAUUAGACCAAGUGCACCGACUAUAAUAGCAUUGUUCUACCCUGAUCCCGAACGCGAAAUGAGAAGACCAGUAGAGGUGUAUCUCAAAAGAAUCGAAAACCUUGCGAAAAUGGGAGAGCAAACAAUCAUCUAUGUAUGUCCUACUAUAGCUAAAGCAGUGAAAGCAAUGCGGAAAGAUCCUCAUUGGUAUGUUAUUUCGGAAUACGAGACAAUUUGGGAUAUACCGACAAAUAGCUAUCAGUAUAACAACUUCAAAAAAACACAAACGGAACUAUUCAAAAAGCUGGAAGGGGAGAGACCAGACUGGAAACUAAAUGCAACAUAUAAUCAUGCUCAUCAAAUGGCAGCAUACAAUGCUAAAGCAUUUGUUACUUAUGAUGCUAUUAUCAGGAAUCCGUUUGGUUCCGACAGAUGGAUCUAUAUGGAUGCUGGGCUAUUUACUGAGACCGGUCCAAUAGACUCUCAGGGUGUUUUAUGGGGAGAUGUUAUAGCGAAGCAACUAGAUGCAAAGAAAUUUGAUCGAUCUAUUGGAAUCUCUGGAGACACCGGGAUAGUUAUAGGGCAAUAUAGAAUAUUCGCUGAUCACGGAGACCAUGGAAGAAAAGAUAUAAACCAUGAGUGGUUCUCUAAUCCUCGGAGAGUAUGGCAAAGCCAACAUUUCGCAGGGGGCGCUUAUGCUGGGAAUUCAUCAGGUAUGCUAAACUUUGCUGUUCGAUACAUGCAGACAGUAAUCGAUAUGGAUGCCAAUGGUUACUAUAUUGGACGCGAGGAAUGGAUCUAUCCUAUGCUAGCUGUACGGUAUCCAAACACUAUCUUCUGCGUACCAUGGGUUGCAACUCUAGACGUCGGAAAAAGACCAAAUUUCCCCAUGUGUACCUGCUACUCAACAUAUGGCGAUACUAAGGUCCUUCAACGCCUGCCUGCUAUUGAAGAUCCCAUAUCUACCUUGCUUUGUCAUGGGUAUGAACCAAGAAAGCCAAAUCUAGAUGGUACAGGGCCGUAUAAGAAGCUUGAUAAGAAAACUAUUAAGAAAAUUUCAUGGGAAGAAAGAAUGGCAGGGAAAACAGGUUUCUUCGAAGGAACAGGGCCAUGGUACACACUUCAAGAAAAGAGAUUGGCUAAAGAUCUUGAGAUCAAAAAGAAAACGAAGCAGAAUUCUUGA